AUGGCGGCCGCCGGGGCUCUGGCAAAGCACGAGCAGAUCCUGGUUCUUGAUCCGCCCACCGACCUCAAAUUCAAAGGUCCCUUUACAGAUGUAGUAACUACAAAUCUCAAACUACGAAAUCCAUCAGAUAGAAAAGUAUGCUUCAAAGUGAAGACCACAGCGCCUCGUCGGUACUGUGUGAGGCCAAACAGUGGAAUUAUUGACCCAGGAUCAUCUGUAAUUGUUUCAGUAAUGCUGCAGCCUUUUGACUAUGACCCAAAUGAGAAGAGUAAACACAAGUUUAUGGUACAAACAACCUAUGCACCACCAAAUAUUACAGAUAUGGAGGCAGUGUGGAAAGAAGCAAAACCUGAUGAAUUAAUGGAUUCCAAGUUGAGAUGCGUGUUUGAAAUGCCCAAUGAAAACGAUAAACUGAAUGACAUAGAUGCAAGCAAACCCGCCCCAGUCCUGAAUACAUCUAAGCAGGAUGGCCCGAUGCCAAAAUCACAUAGUGUUUCACUUAAUGACACCGAAACAAGGAAGCUAAUGGAGGAAUGCAAAAGACUUCAAGCAGAGAUUAUGAAGCUGACGGAUGAAAAUCGGCACCUGAGAGAUGAAGGUUUGAGGCUCAGAAAGGUAGCGCACUCGGAUAAAUCUGGAUCCCCCACGGCUUUGGCCAUCAGAGAUAACGGCUCUAAUUCUCUUCCUUCACUUCUGGUUGUAAUUGCAGCCAUUUUCAUCGGAUUCUUUCUAGGGAAGUUCAUCUUGUAGAAAGGAUGUGUGAGAGAAGCAUGCAAAAUGCGGCUUC
This is a messenger RNA of Indicator indicator, 787 nucleotides long. It is a transcript of the gene VAPA, whose product is annotated as VAMP associated protein A. NCBI's taxonomy places the organism in Eukaryota, Metazoa, Chordata, Aves, Piciformes, Indicatoridae. The transcript has 6 exons. The coding region runs from base 1 to 750 and encodes 249 amino acids. Gene Ontology annotation, molecular function: FFAT motif binding. The record is from RefSeq and is a predicted model, not a curated record. Gene Ontology annotation, cellular component: endoplasmic reticulum membrane; plasma membrane. Gene Ontology annotation, biological process: neuron projection development.